This is a messenger RNA of Thecamonas trahens ATCC 50062, 4539 nucleotides long. RefSeq lists its product as uncharacterized. The transcript has 5 exons. Bases 100 to 4539 code for a protein of 1479 amino acids. The record is from RefSeq and is a predicted model, not a curated record. Lineage: Eukaryota; Apusomonadida; Apusomonadidae.
CUCGGCUGUGGGGGAAUACCUUGCUCUCCGUCGUAGCUUGUCCUCGUCUACGCCCUCCCGCCUGGCUAAGCACCGCAUUCCAAUCGUUGCUGUGUGAGAAUGUACUCGGUAGCGGCGUCGUCCACGAACCGAACAACGUCCUCGGGCUCGUUGUCGGACACCGACAAUUCACUGCUCUCCGAGCUGGAUGCCAUCGAUGAAGCGCUGCUUGGCGAGACGACGCAGACACGGAUUGAGACCAUUCUGGCCGCUGUCGAGACGUUCGCUUUUAAUGCUCUCUUUGCCAUCGUCUCGCGCACCUCAUCACUCCGCAUUGUCUCCAUCCUUGUGCUGCUCAUCGAGUUUGGCCAGCUCGCCGCCUUUGCCUUUGCGCCCAUCUUUGAGUGGGGCCCAUGGGCCGACUCAUCGCUCCAACCUGUGCUCUCGGUCCUCUCGCUGCGAGUGGUUUUCUCCUCGUUCCACAUCUUCCGGCUCAUCAACUUUGCUGUGUACGCAGCGCUCAUCGCAGCAGCCUGUGACGCUGCUUAUGUCGGCCUUGCCCUCCGCGACCACUCACGGUCCAAGAUCUGGCCGUUGCGACUGCUGCGGUACGCCGUCGGCUUUGCGGUCACCGUCCUGUACAUUCCGAUCAUGAGCGUCCUCCUCACGCCGCUCGCUUGCGACUACGAGGCCGAGCCGCCCGUCCUCCGUGACUACUCGGACGUCGGGUGCUGGGAGGUCGAGAUCACAGCCUACCGCAUGGUCUCAAGUGUCCUUGCGCUCGUCUUUCUUAUGGGGACGGCGGCUCUGUCGCUGGUGUACUUUCAGGACGCGCUCGGAUCGGGGCACUUGCUCGCGCGGCCACACGCGCGGGUCGACUGCGCCACCCAUGUGGUCAAGACGGUGCUUUUGUUUGGGUUUGCGACCGGAGCUGGCUCGCCCGGGGUGCUCGGCGGUCUUCUUGUGGUCACUAUGAUCUCCAUCUUUGUGCUGCAGGUCCUGUUCAUGGCUCUGUACAACCUCAAGCUCCAGCUGGCGCGGACUGGUGGCUUCCUCGCGCUGGCCUGGCUCGGAUCGAUGGCACUGGCGACGGUGUCGGUCAACGGGCAUCCCUCCGACGAUGGCGUCUCCCGUGGCAGUAACGGGGUUUUUGUCUCGGCUCUUCUCAUCGCACCGGCGGUGGGCGUCUUUGGUGCUGUUCUGGCCUGGUUGCGGCUGAGCAAGCUCUGGCGUCGGCAUACCGUUGCCACCGUUGGUUCUGUGAGCAGUAGCGUCGAUCUCAGUAGCUCUCGGUUCAUCCUUGUAACUGACGUCGAGCUCGUGGCACGGAUGCACAUGGCGUCGGGCAACAUUGACGCCGCCAACAGCGUCUUCCGCGCCGGCUUUGACCAGUUUCCCAACUCGGUCUUUGUCGUCCUCUGCUACGUGCGGUUUCUUGCGAGUGUGGGCAACACUGCGAUGGCGCACGCGUAUCUUGACAAGUCGCAUGCUCUCCCGGCAUGGAUCGAUCUGCGGUUUGCGCGGUAUCGCAAGAUGCGCGAAGUGGAGCAGGCGCAGCUCGCGCGCGGGCUGACGACCGGCUCGAUGGACCUUGUCUCGUACGUGCAGUUUGAGAGCAUGCUGCGGACAGCCAAGUCGCACCACAACUCGGCGCUACGGGCGGUGAGCACGUUCUGGCGCACGCUGCUGCGAUCUGACCGGGCGUUCCUGGAAAAGUCUGCCAAGCUCAUUGCGCGGAUCGACGAGUCUGAGCGGACGGCCAACAACUACUACCGGCAACUGGUGCGCAAGUACCCGACCGCGCCGGGCCUGCUGUCGGCGUACGCCACGUUUCUGGACGAGGUGUCGAACAAGCCGGCGCUCGCGUCGCGGUUCCUCUCCAAGGCCAAGCGAGUCGAGGCUGCGCUCCGCGACAGCACCGAGCACGGCGAGGGCGCUGAUGCUGAGGCAGCGUUGGCAACUGUUAACGGUGCUGUCGAUGCUCUGGUCACACUCACCGAGGAUGGCUGUAUUGCGUCACUCAACACGCAUGCCCGCAAGCUGCUCGGCUUUACGCACGCGUUGUCACGUGAUGAGUUGCUCCACAAGCCGUUUGGCCUUGCGCUCCUUGCCCCAUCGUUCUCCGAGUGGUUCCAUGACAUGCUUGCGGACGCAUCGACAUCGCCGCGUCCGCUACUGGUCACUGUGAGGUGCAAGGACAAAAGCGAGCUCGCGGUCAACAUGAUUCUCGCACGCGUGCCGCGUGCCGACGUGGCACACUUUAUGGUCAUCCUCCGACCAGUUCAGACUCGCUCGCAUCGUGUUGCGCUGUACUGCACCAAGAAUGGUGCCGUGGCCGCACUGGCGGGAUCAGUCGAGCGCAUGCUUGGUCUCGACCCUGAGGAUCUGCUGGGCGCUCCGCUAUCCCAAGUGCUGUCCUCACCAUCGGCCGGGUCGUCACAAAUGCGGCCCAACGUGUCGAAUGGUUCGUUCGGCUCAUACCGUGAGCUGACCGCCUCGACCAGCGACUCUAGUGGCCUGCAAGCCUGGCUUUCCACCCUCGACAGGGGCGCGGUGGUGCCUCUGGCUCCGCAAGCCGUGGUCAUUGGCUCGGGUGUCCACGCGUUUGGCACCGGCCCUGGAGCAAUGGGCAUGAUUGUGUUGGAGUCACUGGCUACGCAUACUCUCGAGUUUGCGAUUUCGGCCGAGGGGCGGAUCCUAGCCUGCCCAUCAUCGGCGGCACAGGCGCUGUUUGGCAGGAGUGAGACUGAGAUGCUCGGGCAGACGCUUAACUCUGUGUUCGUCGUGCCAGACGACAACGUUGUCGCCAACAAUCUGCCGAAUGUUAUUACCGAGGCCACCCACGAGCGCGCAGCACACGUCAUAGCCGAAAUGGAACGGCCUGGUGCGGGCAAGCAGUUCAAGCCAGCCGAAGUCUGGGUCGAUACCUGGGAGCAAUGGCGGAUGCUUCGCUCCGCGGCCGUCGGCGAGUUUGACCGAGAGACGGGCGCUCUCCCGCUGUUUCCGCACCUCCCGGAUUCUGGUCUAGCACUCGCCGCGGCGGCUGUGGCGCGGAAUACCGCAACUGGCGCUAUGCGUAUGAUUCUCCUUCCGCUUGGCCUUGCACACGACUCACUCACGGGCGUGCGGACCGAUGGGCACUCGACAACCUCUGGCGCGCCGCCGACUGUGACCGCCUCGGUCCCCAAGCUUGGGCGAUCGACUGGCUCUACAACUGGCGAAACAAUGUCGCUGGUCUCGGACUCAGAGCAUGGAAUGGUCAUGUCUGCGCGAGCGCGCCUCUCCGCCAAGCGCCGGCUGGCCGAGCUUGACUCGGACGUUGGUGCCGCGGUACGCGCCAUGAAGACCAAGGCUGCAAGUGCUGUGAAUCGGCUCAAGUGGCGGCUCUGUGCAUCCACGUUUGUCAUUGCCUGCCUCUGCCUCGCCGUGUUUGUGGCGUCGACCAUUCUGCUGCACGAGGCCGAGCUGGAGCCGCCGCGGGCCGAAUGGGCCUCCAUGCGGUUGCAAGAGAUGUCGCGAACUGUCUCUGCUGUCCAGUCUCUUUACAUUCUGGAUCGCUGCUUGGCGGUUAAGGAUGCUGCGAAAGAGAGCGCGAGUUCAAACGCUUCAACGCCCUGGAAUGACGAGCUGGAUCAUCUGGUGGAAGUCAAUGAGCUCUUGCUGCACGAUCCACGGUUCGUGGACGAGGCGCGUGGUGCACUGGACGAUCUUGAGCGCGAUGUGUUCCGUGCCAUUGAGCACAUGCACGAGCACCACGCUCUGUUGGCGAACACGGACGGGCUCUAUGACCCCGAUAGUGCACUCGACAAGCUUCACGCUGGGGCGCCGCAGGUCGAGCUGUACUUUUUCGACGGCAUCGGAGAGGUGUUCGCGGCGUAUCCGGCGGUACCAUCCCGCGAGCUCUCGGUUACCACUGCCGCGUACAACCUCGACCGGGCUAUCAUGGUGUACACGUCCAUGGCGCAGGAUUUUGUCAAUGGCGUUAACGAGCGGAUUGGCCACGAAUCGCACCUCGGCGAUGAGGCAGUCCGCGGCGUGGUGCGUUCUGACGCUAGCCUUGCUGGUGCUGACGACAGCCAUGGCGAAGGCUCCGCGGCAGGAAAUGCCACUCAUGCCGAGUCCGCCGAGGCGUUGGUGUUGGCCGACAUGGCGUUCUUUGUACUGUUCAACGGACGGCACACCCUGCGGGCCGGAUUGGAGUAUGCUCUCGAGCUGGAGCAUCGGGUGGUGGCUGCCACGAUGGAGCAGUCGCUCAUUGUUGUGUGCUCGCUGACAGGUAUUCUUAUCGUCCUCCACCUUGUUGUUGUUUGCACCGUGGUCGUGCCCGAGUUUCGCCGGCUGGGGCGUCGCCGCCGCGAGACCAUGGCCGUCUUCUUGGCCAUUCCCAAAGUGUCAGUCUCGGACUUGGUGCGGAUGAGCAAGACCGGGCGAAAGGGCGGCAGGCGAUCCGGAACGCCGGGAGCGGCCACCAUCGAAGGUCAAAGCGGCGACAACGGGGCCCAGGAUGCCAAGGGAUGCGGCGAAACUGAGCACGGGCGGUACACGUUAUUCGAUUGUUGA